Molecule: messenger RNA, 1486 nt
Organism: Trichomycterus rosablanca
Lineage: Eukaryota; Metazoa; Chordata; Actinopteri; Siluriformes; Trichomycteridae
Gene: qtrt1
Product: queuine tRNA-ribosyltransferase 1
Exons: 9
Coding region: 27-1229 (400 amino acids)
Cellular component (GO): cytosol
Molecular function (GO): tRNA-guanosine(34) queuine transglycosylase activity
Source: RefSeq, a predicted model, not a curated record
AGAAGACAUGUGGGUUUGAAUGUGAUAUGGCAGCUGUCAAAUCCGUUUCCUCAGUGUUUCCUCUGUCUCUGCGGAUCAUCGCGGAGUGUCCGAUCACUAAAGCCCGGGCAUGUGCGCUUACCCUCCCUCAUGGUAAUGUGAACACCCCGGUCUUUAUGCCAGUGGGAACACAGGGCACCAUGAAGGGAAUUACAGUGGAUCAGCUGAUGCAGCUGGACUGUCACAUCUGUUUGGGAAACACCUACCAUCUGGGCAUGAGACCGGGUCCUGAACUGAUUGAAAAAGCCAAUGGUCUGCACGGAUUCAUGAACUGGAAGAGAAACCUUCUAACUGACAGUGGAGGGUUUCAGAUGGUGUCUCUGGUGGAGCUGUCGGAGGUGACGGAGGAGGGAGUUCUGUUCCGCUCACCGUAUGAUGGGAAAGAAAUCCUGCUUACUCCCGAGCAAUCCAUUGCCAUACAAAACAGCCUUGGUUCAGACAUCAUGAUGCAGCUGGACGACGUGGUCAGUAGCACAAUGACCGGGCCAAGGGUGGAGGAAGCCAUGCAUCGUUCUGUCCGCUGGCUGGACCGGUGCAUUGCUGCCAAUAAAAACCCACAUCGACAGAACUUGUUUGCUAUCAUUCAGGGCGGUCUGAAUGCCGAGCUGCGGAAGGCCUGUUUAGAUGAAAUGACCAAGAGAGACGUACCUGGGUUUGCCAUUGGUGGGCUGAGUGGCGGAGAGGAGAAGGAUGAUUUUUGGAAGAUGGUGACACUAAGCACGGAUCACCUGCCAAGAGAAAAGCCCCGCUACCUCAUGGGAGUCGGUUAUGCUGUGGACCUGGUGGUAUGUGUGGCUUUGGGCUGUGACAUGUUUGACUGCGUCUUCCCCACUCGCACAGCCAGAUUUGGUUCAGCACUGGUUCCCUGGGGUUCCCUGCAAAUCAAACAAAAACAGUACGCCCAGGACUUCCAGCCCAUAGAUCCCGACUGCACAUGUCCUACCUGUAAGAGGCACAGUCGAGCGUAUCUGCAUGCGCUGUUCAAGAGUGACACUGCUGCCAUGCACCACAUCACCAUCCACAACAUCUCCUACCAGCUAAAUCUCAUGCGUUCGGUGCAUGAGAGCAUCAUCGAGCGGCGUUUCCCGGAGUUUGUGCGCAGCUUCAUGAAGAGGAUGUUCUCCUCCGGUGAACCGUAUCCCAGCUGGGCAGUGGAUGCUCUUGCAUCGGUCAACAUUACUCUGGAAUAAUGAAGCUGAGAGACAGACUGUGUACUGACACUGGAUUUACGUGUACGGGCUGAGAGGAAACUGCUGGACUAGGUACGCAGUGGGCAGUAUGAAGGAAAAGAAUAGUCAAAUUAAGUGGACCACAGACUGAUUUUUAUAAAAUAUCAAGUUCCAUGUGCUUUUAUCUUCAGGAAUUUGAUGAUAUAAGUCCUUUCCUACAAUAAGAUUUUUUAAAAAUGUUUUUAUAACUUAAGUGUAUGAAAAUAAUUUCAUGUAAA